AUCAGUUCAUCAUCACUCACCAAUAUUUACUGGGUUAAUUCCGAUUUCUCCUCCCAACACCAAGACGACAACUUUUUGAUACAGCAAAUUCAAAUUUCUUGUUUUGCAUAUAGAUAGUUAUAAUACCGUCUGAGCAAACGAUUGCGAGGAGUUGCUAUAAACUGUAAUUUUCCCGAUUGACGGCGCAGACGUGCAGUGUUUGAAGAAGACAAAGAAUCCAUUUUGUUUCCGUGCAUUCGUUCUUUCCCCGCUUGCCACUUGUUUUUUUGAAAUUGCUACAUUGGAACGGCUUCCUUUCGGGGGUUGGUUCUGUUAAUUGCGUUGCGGGAACGAAGACAAUCUGUUGCCUGUUGUGUAAAUCGUCCCGAUGACCAUGGCGCUGCGCAUUGCCAAAUUAGCUACUUCUCUGGGCGUGAAGAAUCGGCCUGUUAUCUUCUUCUCAAGACCUAUGUCGAGCCUUUCCACCGGUCAAAAACUAUUAGAUGAAAAUGCAACAACAAAAGACCAAGAAUUCCAGAAAUGGUGGAAUGGAGGUGGCAUGUUUCAUCAAUCAGCAUUAAUUGAUCCAACUGCUCAAAUAGAGUUCGGCGCUGUUGUCCAUUCAGAAGCUAUCAUCGGUGCGAAUGCCUGCAUUGGUUCGGGAAGCGUCGUUGGCCCUUCUGUAACAAUUGGCCACUCAACAAGAACAGGUUACAAGGUUGUACUUAGUAACUGCACAAUCGGCGAUUCAUGUAUUAUUCAUCAUGGAGUCUGCAUUGGUCAAGACGGUUUUGGGUUUUUUGUUGAUGAGAAUGGACUCAUGGUGAAGAAGCCUCAAAGCUUAAGAGCAAGGAUAGGCAACCAUGUCGAAAUAGGUGCUAACACAUGCAUCGAUCGGGGCAGCUGGCGAGAUACUGUAAUCGGGGAGCACACAAAGAUCGAUAAUUUGGUGCAGAUAGGUCACAAUGUGGAGAUAGGAAACAAUUGUAUGAUAUGUGGACAAGUUGGAAUUGCAGGCUCGGCGACGAUAGGGAACUAUGUGACAUUAGGAGGAAGAGUUUCUAUUCGCGAUCAUGUCUCUAUAGCUUCGAAGGUUAGAUUAGCCGGAAACAGCUGUGUCACCAAGAACAUCAGCGAAGCAGGCGAUUAUGGAGGCUUCCCUGCUGUUCCUAUUCAGGAAUGGCGAAAGCAAGUAGUCAGCCUCCGGCAAAUUUCGAAGGGAUCUCAGCCGAGUAAGAUCAGUACACAUUCAUCUCAGUUCGAUAAGCUCCAAUCCAGCACGGAUGCAACGCCGGAACCACCUAAAAUGACGGUCCACUCGGAACUGUAAGAUCCGAGCUCCAUUUUCUACUUUUCUAGAUAAGUAAUGUGUUUGCCAAAAUGCUGACUGCAUCAAUGUUAACUUUUUGUGUACACGAUUGAAGAUUCUACGUCUAAAGUGCAUUUGAGUUAUCAAUUUGAGGUGGAAAAGUACCCUUUACAGAUUUAUUUGUGCCUUUAUGAUCAGUUCCCUUCAUAUUUAUUUACUUCGAAUGUUUUUUA
This is a messenger RNA of Andrographis paniculata, 1521 nucleotides long. Its product is annotated as probable UDP-3-O-acylglucosamine N-acyltransferase 2, mitochondrial. Gene Ontology annotation, biological process: lipid A biosynthetic process. The record is from RefSeq and is a predicted model, not a curated record. The transcript has 11 exons. NCBI's taxonomy places the organism in Eukaryota, Viridiplantae, Streptophyta, Magnoliopsida, Lamiales, Acanthaceae. Bases 368 to 1309 code for a protein of 313 amino acids.